This is a messenger RNA of Pistacia vera, 1119 nucleotides long. RefSeq lists its product as uncharacterized. The transcript is spliced from 2 exons. Bases 1 to 1119 code for a protein of 372 amino acids. NCBI's taxonomy places the organism in Eukaryota, Viridiplantae, Streptophyta, Magnoliopsida, Sapindales, Anacardiaceae. The record is from RefSeq and is a predicted model, not a curated record.
AUGACGGCCCCCAACAUCCAAAGGGAAUUAACUAGUGUUUGUGCUCAUUUGAUGACCAAGAAAAUUAUUGCAGAAAUUGUGAAAGAUAAACAACCAUUCUCUUUACUAGUUGAUGAAUCUCGUGAUGAAGCAGUGAAAGAACAAAUGGCUAUUGUUUUUCGCUAUGUGGACAACAUAGGUUAUGUUAUUGAACGUUUUAUCGGGGUUGUGCAUGUUAAGAAUUCUUCUGCAAAGUCUUUGAAAAUUGCAAUAGAUGCUUUUUUUGUAAAGCAUGGAUUGAGUUUGACAAGUUUACGGGGGCAAGAGUAUUGGGAAUCACAAAAUGAACUGUCACAAGCAUUACAAGGAAAAGACCAGGAUCUUCUUAAUGCCAUACAAUUUGUACAAAUUUCGAAGCGUCGAUUGCAUAAAAUGAGAAAUGAAGACACUUGCUUCGACAUAUUGUUAAAAAAAGCUUCUGAUAUGUGCAAAGAUAAUGACAUACCAAUCUUGGAGAAUAUGGAAGAUAACUUUGCGAGGACAAAACAGGGGAUUGCGCCAAUUACAAAUAAACAUCAUUUUAAGGUGGAAUUGAUGUAUACAAUUUUGGAUGACAUUCAAGAAGAACUCAAUAAUCGUUUUGAUGAAGUAAAUAUGAGGUUGCUUCAAUGUAUGUCAUCUCUUGAUCUAGGUAACUCUUUUAUUGCAUUUAACAAAGAUAGAUUACUUGAAUUUGCAAAGUUCUAUCCUACCAAUUUUCCUCAACAUGAUAUUUGGUUGCUCGAUGAUAAACUUGAAAACUAUUAUGAGGAUGUUAACACCAAUGCCAAUUUCACUCAUGUCAAAGGGAUUGCCGACCUUGCUAAAAAAAUGGUUGAGUUUAAGAAGGAUGUUGCUUACAACAAAGUUUUCUUGCUUAUUAAAUUAGCAUUGGUUUUGCCUGUGGCUAUUGCAACAAUUGAAGGGGUGUUCUCUGCAAUGAAUCUUGUGAAAAAUAGUUUGCGUAAUCGAAUGGGAGACGACUGGAUGAACAAUUGCUUGGUGGUUUACAUUGAAAAGGAAGUUUUUGCUACAAUUGAAAAUGGAGAUAUCAUUGAACACUUUCAGAAUAUAUCGAAGCAGAAAAUCGUGUUAAAUUGA